AUGCAGUUGGUGGCGAAGGACAAGCUAGGCCUCUAUGAACGUUGCCGCGCUCGGCUCGAGCAAGUCAAUGCCAAGCUGUUCAUCACCGACUCUGACCCCCUCGUCUUGUCGGAAGUGGCGUCCGAGCUUGCCCGUGUGAUCCCAAUCCUGGAAUUGGAGAACAACACCGAGGGCUGGCCGACACUAGAGGGUCUAGUCCAGGCGGAAAGCGCGGACGCGCGUGUAUCUCAUGCUAAGACCGCACAAGAAGCCGGCGAACACAAUGCCUUCAUUAAUCGGACUAGCGGAUCAUCGGGAAAAAUGAAGUCACUAAAUGAAGUGACUACGUCACCUCUGCUCCUGCUCCUAGAAUGGAUGGACAUGGAUGGUAGAGGGCCGGAGAUGGGUGGUCGUGAUUGA
Penicillium canariense is the source of this 399-nucleotide messenger RNA. RefSeq lists its product as uncharacterized. NCBI's taxonomy places the organism in Eukaryota, Fungi, Ascomycota, Eurotiomycetes, Eurotiales, Aspergillaceae. The record is from RefSeq and is a predicted model, not a curated record. The coding region runs from base 1 to 399 and encodes 132 amino acids. The transcript has 2 exons.